CACGCACAUUGACAUCCUUUCCAUUUCUUCUCUCACCCACUCUGCCUCUCUUUCUCCCUCUCUCCUCUCUCUCCCUCUUUCCCUCAGAUGCGCCACACACACACACACACGCAUACACACAUGCAAAGGCAGACCCCCCUCUCACACAGGAGUAGAUCGAGAGCAGUGAAGAGCAGAAGGAGCAGGGUGGCAGGAGUGAGGCAGGAGAGCUGUUGUUGAUUGAACAAAGCCAGGAAAGGAGUGCGCAGUCCUGGAGAGAACGGCAGCUGUGAAAUGCCUCGAAGGGAGCCUGCCAGCAACUCCUGCGGAGACCUGAAGCCCCGCCCCAACCGGCUCAUCUUCUGUCGUCUUCCCCUGCUCCCCUGUCCUCUACAGUAAGGUGUUGAGCUUCAGCUGAGGAUGUCAGGAGGUUCUCGAGUCCUCAUGGACCACAACAUGGAGAUAGGAGUAACACCUGCGCAGGUGAAGAAGCUCCCUAAACACAUGCGGGAUGCUCAGAUCUCUACAGAGAGAACACAUUUGAUUUCUGACCCUGCUAGGAAGCCACGUCAGCGAUACGUGCAGAAGGAUGGCAAAUGCAACGUUCAUCACGGAAAUGUGCAAGAGACCUACCGAUACCUUAGUGACUUGUUCACUACACUGGUGGACCUACGCUGGCGUCUUAGUCUCUUCAUUUUCACCUUGGUUUAUAUAGUCAACUGGCUUUUCUUUGGCUUUCUAUGGUGGCUGAUAGCGCUUAUUCGAGGGGAUCUGGUGCAUGGUGAUGAGGACGACUGGACCCCCUGUGUGGAAAACCUCAACAGUUUUGUCUCAGCCUUCCUCUUCUCCAUUGAAACAGAGACCACCAUUGGGUAUGGUUAUCGUGUAAUCACAGAAAAAUGCCCUGAGGGUAUCAUACUGCUUUUGGUGCAGGCCAUCUUGGGUUCUAUUGUUAACGCCAUGAUGGUGGGCUGCAUGUUUGUCAAGAUUUCACAGCCAAAGAACCGCGCCGAGACCCUCAUGUUCUCGCACAAAGCUGUCAUAUCGGUGCGUGACAAUAAGAUGUGCCUGAUGUUUCGGGUGGGGGACUUGAGGAACUCUCACAUCGUGGAGGCAUCGAUCAGAGCGAAGCUGAUCCGCUCGCAGCAGACCAAGGAGGGGGAGUUCAUCCCGCUCAACCAGACUGACAUCAACAUUGGAUUUGACACGGGAGACGACCGGCUGUUCCUGGUGUCGCCUCUUAUCAUCUCUCACGAGAUCAACGAGAAGAGCCCUUUCUGGGAGAUGACACUGGCACAAAUGGAAAAGGAGGAGUUUGAGAUCGUCGUUAUCCUUGAGGGCAUGGUGGAGGCCACAGGGAUGACAUGUCAGGCACGAAGUUCCUACCUGGACACAGAGGUACUUUGGGGCUACCGCUUCACACCGGUGCUCUCCCUGGAGAAGGGCUUCUACGAAGUAGACUACAACAACUUCCACGAAAUCUACGAGACCAACACCCCCACCUGCAGCGCUAAGGAGCUAGCUGCUAAGCUUCGGGAGGGGCCACUAUUGCCUCAGCUCACGCUCUUCAGCCCUGAGCCCAAAAUGCAUACUUUUGACACCCUGGACAGCAUGUCCGAAGGGGACCCACUCAGCCCGGAUGAGGAAAAAGAGGAGAGAGAUUCAGGGGGUGACAAAGGAGAGACUAAUGGCUCAGCUGCUGCUUUGGAGGAUCUGCCACUUGCUGAUGGACUGCCUGACUGAUGUGACAGUGCGGCCAAAUCAGCGAAAAAAUCCAAGAGAGACUGGGCAAGAGGACAGGACAAUAUAAUGCUUUAUUUAGUCAAUGGCCAGCUUGUUCCUUUGCAAUGCUUGGAGAUACAAGACAUCCAGCCCCCGACUCAUGCAAUACUCCUCUACUAGAGUGUCAAUCUAUAGUAUAGAUUGGUUUUGUAGACACGUAAGUACAUACACAGACACACACACGUGCAGUAUCUAUAUCUACACUUAAAAGAUUGGUGGCUCAGAUUGUCUUUUUAUAAUCGUAACGACCACUUACUGCUCUAACAGCUCAAGUUGUAUAAUGUGAACUUGAGUUGAAACUGGUAGCCAUGACAGAGUACCAUGGGCUUAUUAUGGAUACUCGAUUAUUCUCAUUUUAGAGUGUGUUGAUUCAGCUUCAUUUGAACAAAGCAUCAGCCUCAUAACUCAGCUAAUGUGUCCGACAGUCCGCUUCUGAGUGACAAUGGAACCUUGUUAUUGACACUUUUUAAAAUAUGGAAUAUUAUUAUUUCCUUUCUCUGUCAGUGUUGUUAUUAUUCUGUGUCAGUUACCCAAUUCACCCAGGGAAGAAAUGUAUGAGGCUCCUAGUUGCAUUUGCAUAAGAAAACAUAGGAAAUUGUUCUAUAAAAGGCAAUGUGCACUGGCAACCACUA
Notothenia coriiceps (black rockcod) is the source of this 2393-nucleotide messenger RNA. RefSeq names its product potassium inwardly rectifying channel subfamily J member 5 (gene kcnj5). The transcript has 5 exons. Gene Ontology annotation, biological process: regulation of monoatomic ion transmembrane transport; potassium ion import across plasma membrane. Gene Ontology annotation, molecular function: inward rectifier potassium channel activity. The coding region runs from base 400 to 1722 and encodes 440 amino acids. The record is from RefSeq and is a predicted model, not a curated record. Gene Ontology annotation, cellular component: plasma membrane. Lineage: Eukaryota; Metazoa; Chordata; Actinopteri; Perciformes; Nototheniidae.